Molecule: messenger RNA, 6886 nt
Organism: Chelmon rostratus (copperband butterflyfish)
Lineage: Eukaryota; Metazoa; Chordata; Actinopteri; Chaetodontiformes; Chaetodontidae
Gene: raph1b
Product: Ras association (RalGDS/AF-6) and pleckstrin homology domains 1b
Exons: 18
Coding region: 278-4867 (1529 amino acids)
Biological process (GO): signal transduction
Cellular component (GO): plasma membrane; cytosol
Source: RefSeq, a predicted model, not a curated record
GUGUGUGUGUAGACGAGGCGGCGUAUGAAAACAUGAAGAUAACGGGCAGCUUUUAGCCAGAUCCCGCUUUAAAACAGAUCAUUAAACACAUCACCUCAGGAGUUUUCGUCUGUUUUCCCUGAGGACAGGGAUAUUCGCUGCCGCUGGAGAGCACAGGAGAGGAGAGGACCCUCUUUGUGAAUCCCAUUUGACUGGGAUAAGAGCCCAGUCACAGAGUGGAGUGGUGGUUUCGUCUGACCUUUAACCUCAGUAGGAAGAAGGGAAAGCCACUUCAGAGAUGGAGCAGGUCUCAGAUGAUGAAUUGGACCAUGGAGCAGAGGAGGACAGCGACAAGGAGGACCAGGACCUGGACAAGAUGUUUGGAGCCUGGCUGGGAGAGCUGGACAAGCUCACGCAGAGUCUGGAUGAUGGCAGGCCCCAGAAAGCACUGCAGAAACCUCCUCUGAGGCAGGAGACAAACAUGGCUAACUUCUCCUACCGCUUCUCAAUGUACAACAUAAACGAGGCAUUGAACCAAGGCGACACAGUGGACCUGGAUGCCCUGAUGGCCGACCUAUGCUCCAUCGAGCAGGAGCUCAAUACCAUUUCCAAACCAAACUCCACAUCGCGCGGCCAAAGCAAAGGCCAGCAGCGGGCCCCCGGAGGGCGCAGUGCCAGUACCAAGCACACAGGCACCAGUGGAGGGGGAAGCAGUGGAGCAGGAAGUGCCAGUAGUAGUACCCGGGCAUCGCCAGCCAACACAGUGCGAGGCGGCAGCGUCAGCGCCCGCCCCACGGCCUCCAACAUCUCCCUGGCUGACAUCACCUCCCAGCUGGAGAAGGCCUCCCUCAGCAUGGAUGAAGCGGCACGUCAGACUUCUUCAUCUUCUUCCUCCUCCUCCUCCUCUUUCUCCUCCACCACGCUCCGGCGGCCCUCAUCGGGGUCAUCCGGCGGCGGCGGGCAUCGAAGGACAGGCUCAGUGGGCGCGGUCAGCGAGCAGGAUGGUCCGUCCCAGCGGUCCAGUGUGAACUCAGCAUGUGCCUCAGCGUCCAGCAUGGACUCCCUGGACAUUGAUAAAGUGAUGACGGGUGGAGAGGUGGAGGGCCAGAGCAGCCCGAACACGCAAGGACAAAACCAGACCAGCACAGAGCAUGUCACGCUGCGACGGGCCAGACGGCAGCUUGACUUCACCUCACGAGAGGGUGAAAUGGAUCAGGCCACUCACUCCUAUCUGGACCGAGAAACCUCGCUCAUUCUGAAAAGCAUAGCUGGAAAGCCCUCUCACCUCCUGACCAAGGAGGAGCAAGCUGCCAAACUGAAGGCAGAGAGGAUCCGAGUUGCCCUGGAAAAAAUCAAGGAGGCACAGGUCAAAAAGCUGGUGAUCAGGGUCCACAUGUCAGACGAGAGCUCCAAGACCAUGAUGGUGGAUGAGCGGCAGACAGUCAGGCAGGUGCUAGACAGCCUGCUGGAUAAGUCACACUGUGGCUACAGCCCUGACUGGUCUCUUGUGGAAACCAUCACUGAGCUACAGAUGGAACGUAUUUUUGAGGAUCACGAGAACUUGGUGGAGAACCUGUUAAACUGGACCCGGGACAGCCACAACAAGCUCAUGUUCAUUGAACGCAUCGAGAAAUACGCUCUUUUCAAGAACCCUCAGAACUAUUUGUUGGGGCGGAAGGAGACAUCUGAAAUGGCUGACAGGAAUAAAGAGGCUUUAUUAGAGGAGUGUUUCUGUGGCGGCUCGGUGUCGGUGCCAGAGAUAGAGGGUGUCCUGUGGCUGAAGGAGGAUGGGAAGAAAUCAUGGAAGAAACGUUACUUCCUCCUCAGGGCUUCAGGAAUCUACUACGUCCCCAAAGGCAAAGCCAAGGCAUCCAGAGAUCUGGUGUGCUUCCUGCAGUUGGACCACGUCAACGUGUAUUACGGCCAGGACUACCGCAGCAAAUACAAGGCUCCGACUGACUACUGCCUGGCCCUGAAGCAUCCACAAAUCCAGAAGAAGUCACAGUACAUCAAGUAUCUGUGCUGUGAUGAUGUCAGGACACUGCACCAAUGGGUGAAUGGAAUUCGCAUUGCCAAGUAUGGGAAACAACUAUAUGUGAACUACCAGGAGGCCAUGAAGAGGACAGAGGCGGCCUACGAUUGGUCCUCUCUCUCUACCUCCAGCAUCCGAUCAGGCUCCAGUUCUGCCAGCAUACCUGAGUCCCAGUCUAACCAUUCAGGCCAUUCAGACAGUGGGGUGGACACCAGCUCUUCUCAUGGCCGGUCCCAGAGUGUAGUGAGCUCCAUUUUUUCUGAGGCCUGGAAGAGGGGUACCCAGAUCGAGGAAAACACCAAGCAGAUGAGAAUGGAGGCAUCCAGAGGGGCCACCCUGCCGCAUGCUUCCCACAGUCACCGGCAUCAUAGCCAGCAUUCAGUCGAUCACCAAGCCCUGACGCCCCCUCCCCAGCCUCAGGUGCAGCUGCAGCCCCAACCCCAGCCACAGCAACAGCACCCACCACAGCCUCAGCAUCCACCAGUGCACCCCCAGACACCGACCCAGCCACAGCCACAGCCACAGCCACAGCACCAGCACAUGCCUCCCCAGCCUCAGUCUCCUCAACAGGCACCCCAGCCACCUCUCCAGCGCCCGCAGCAAACACCACCGUCUCCACAACAGCAGCAACAGCCACAGACUAGCAGCAACAACAACCACAUGCCCCCACAACAGCAACAGCUGGCUCCUCCACCACCACCUCCUCCUCCGCCGCCUCCCCCUCCUCCCCCACCCCCAGUUCAAAUGGUAUCGCACCACUCUCCGGCUCCCACCAUGUACAAGUACAGCACCAUCACCAGGCUGCAGAACCAGAAGGCCUCCCAGGCUGCCAAUCACCACAAGUUCCCCAUUCACCUCCAUGCAACAGCUCAGCAAGUUCUCCCUCCAAUUCCGACACCGCCUGCAGCACAGGUCAAACCCGAUGUGAAUCACAUUGCGGCUCGGACUAAUGUCCCACCUCCCCCUCCACCUCCUCCUCCCCCUCCACCAUCCAUGCCAACCCCUGGGUCAGCCAUGGCUGUGCUUAAGUUGGGACCUCCCAGCCCAGCUGCCCCGCCUGCCUUCAUUCCUCCUCCCCCAGUGCCUCCGCCUGCCCCACAGACCAAUGGUGUAGCAUUUCCUCCCCCUCCUCCUCCACCCCCACCUGCACCAGCCCCCAUGAGCCAGCCUGUUUACCCCAACGGGCUGAAGCAGGCACUGAAGGAAAGGUUUCCCAGCCCGCCACGGGACCUGCUCUCACCAAAUGGAGGUCUUGAGGAGUCCCCACCACCUGCCCCUGCACCACCUCCCCCACCUCCUCCACCUCCACCUCCGCCACCACCUCCUCCUCCUCCCCAACAGUUCCCAGUGCCGUCCCAGUUCCCGCCUCCUCCUGCACCUCCACCAGCGCCACCCAAAACUUUCACCCCAGGCUUUGUCCCUCAUACAGCCCCUAAACCUGUGUCUCCUGUCUCCCCAUUCCCUCCUGCCCCACCUCCUGCUGCCCUUGGUGGCCAAACCCCACCACCACCUCCACCCCCUCCUCCACCUGCACCCCUCAAGAAGCAGUUCAGCCUCCAGGCAGGCCACACCUCCAGCCAUCCACCUCCGACUCUGCCCAAGCAGCACAGCCUUUCUAAGCAAACGCCCAUCUCCACCGGAGGCCCUCCGACUAUGUCUUUGGUGAAACAACUAGCAAGUCAGUUUCCAGGUGCUUCAUCCCAAGUAGUCAAUCACACGGAGAGCCCCAAAGCCCCCCUCUCUCCACCCGCAGUCAAGACCAAACCAAAAUGGCAGCCUGGGGGUGGCCAGCAGCUGCAGUCUCCAGAGUUCCCGCCGCCUCCGCCUGACAGCAACGCUGGCUUCCCUGCCCCUCCUCCUCCUCCACCACCUCCCCCAGCACCUGUCACUGGCCCAACUCCACCUCCUCCUCCCCUACCUCCUGCAAACCUGGGCUCCCCCACGAGGAGGUCACCGUCUGGCUCCUUCAAUUUAGGAGGCAAGAAACCUCCUCCCACCCCACAGAGGAACUCCAGCAUGAAGUUCAACGCCUCAGCUUCCUACGAGGAAUCCAGGAGGAACUUACUCAGCAAGUUUGCUCCCCAUAACAACACAUCUCCUUCUUCCCCAUGUCCCACCUCAUCCUCCACUGGAUCCCCUUCCAAGGACCUCUCAGCUGGACCCCCUGCUCCCCCGAAACCAGGCAAGCUCAACCUGGCCAACCUGCCCUUGGCACUCCAAUCCAAAGUGAGCCAGGUAAAGCAGUCCAGUGGUGACUUCCCUUCCCCACCACCUGAGUGUGCAUAUUUCCCUCCUCCUCCACCAGCCUCUGAGCUCUUCCCUCCUCCUCCACCUCCUGGUAGUGACGCCCAUAACGGAGCACCUCCGAGGGUGGCCGUGGUCAACCCCCAGCCCCAGGCUCCCCCUCCUCCUCCGCCUGUCUCCCUUGUCAGCAACUCAUCAUGGGGGAAGAGCUCGCUGAAAAAGACUGCUCCACCCACACUCGUGCGGCGUAGUAACACCACCCCAGAGCCCCCUCCACUGUCACCACCUCCACCCACCUCCCCAAAGGGCAGCUCAGGCCAGCCCAAUUUCCUGGAAGAUCUCAACCGGACACUGAAGCGGAAGUCAGUGGGUCGCCAAGGCUCCCUCAACUCGGCUGGCCUCAUGGGCAAGUUGGACCCCGUGGGAACUAUGGACGACAUGGCGCUGCCUCCACCGCCCCCCGAGCUGCUCCUGGAUCAAGGAAAGCAAAGCAACGGAGGCAAUGGUGGCUACAUGUCCGGAAACAUCUCAGGCUAUGCAACGCUUCGAAGAGGACCCCCGCCUGCUCCACCCAAACGGGGGGACACCACCAAACUUACUGGAGAGUGUUGAACUUGGAGAUCGGGACACAAUAAAGAUGGAUGAAUAGACAAUGAGAGAAUUUAUGGAAGUGGACAUUCAUAUGUGAAAUGGGAGUGAAUUCUUGAAUUCCUUCUGUCCUCUUGGGAUCACAAUGAUAAAUGGAUGACUGUGUAUAUACUAAAACCCAAACCAGACCGUGAUCAAUUAGUGUUUGCUAAUUAUUGCAUUUUUAACAUGCUUGGCAUUCUGGAUCUGUGGGGUUUACAAUACUGGAACAAUGAAAACUGGAGCAGGUAAGGUUGAGGUCACAGAAAAGUACAUUUUCUGCAAAAGUCUAAACCCUCUGGAAAACAUUGUAUUGCCCUGUAUGGUAAACCUCACCCAUCUGGUUCACCAAGCAGAUUUAAAUAAACACUAAUAAGAAUUGUGCAAAUGUUACUGGAUCCAGGUCUGAGCCAAACCAUGUAUCCGCUUCUUUGCCAUAAGUUUGUGCCACGUACUGGAGACAAACCCCCCCCCCUCACAUCUGGAUCUUUCUGCUUUGGUACUGCAUGGACCUCAUCUAAGAACAAGCUGUAAAACAUGGAGCUGUUCUGGUGUGUGUGCAUGAGCGAGAGAGAAAAACUGAGACUGCAUAUGCAUACAUGCGUUAUGUGCAUGCAUGUAUAUAUGAGCAUAAGGUGGUGAAGUAGUUAACCGUUAGGGAAGGCCUUUGUGGAGCAGGGAUGCUUACAUUUGCUUUUAUAUAAAAUUAUUUAAUGAUUGAUAAAUGGAAGGAUUUUUUUUUAUAAGUCUGUCUUUUAAUAGCUGGUCAACAAAGUCUAGAAAGGAACAAACCAUUCGGGCACAAUGGAAUGUAUACAGGAAGGUGUAUUUGACAACAUGAAUUACAGGCAAGAAGGCAAUGAUUCAGUAAUAAAAAAGAAAAACGCUCAAAACUAAAACUUUUAAAUGUCUCUAACAUUUCUAGACUGUUUCGCCACUAGGAGGAAGCCUUAUUCCCAAAGUCUUGCACAGAGGUCAAAGCAGAAAGGAGAUUUCUUCCAAAGGUUCAGCAGAGUCUGGACUGUGCAACUGGAAAUAAAAUACUUUGCUUUUUAUUUAAUGGACUUGUAAAUGGAGGGGGAGGCCUGUGAUGGUGUGUCUUCGUGGACUGUGCGUUGGCUCAAUUUUGGACCUUAUCCUUCAGUUUGUGUCUGUACAGUUGCAGCUGCUAUUCCGUUACUGUCGGUCCCCACCGCCUUCUUAAGUCACAUGGUAUCACAAAUCAGGAAGUAGAAUGUACAGAUUGGAGUGAGUCAUGUGAAGUAUACUCAUCACCACAAGGUUGAAAAAGAUGCAUUUGUCUGGUAAAUGUACAGAGCAUUGAAUCAUGUAGUCAAUAACAGAAAUCAUCUGACUGGCAUUGGACUGAAUGUUGCGUUCAACUUUGUGUCUGUCGUAUCUUGUUUCUUUAAGGUGCUAUUACUGCUUCAACCCUUGGUGCACAGGGACGAAGGUGAUCUCCUCAUUUUGUACCUACAGAGUGGAUCGUGAAGGGUUUUCAUUUCUAGCAGCAAUGCCUUCAUUUUCAGGGUGCUAGCGCUGUCCUUGAAGGAACUCCAUCUCAACACGUCCUUGUGUGCCAGGAAGACAUAUCAUUAAUAUUUCAGGCAUUUCGAAACUGGUUUUAAAUUAGCUCUAGUGUGGAAAUGUGUGCAGUGAAAAUGGUUUACAUGCUAGUUUUCAGACGGGAUCAUUACAUCCGCAGUCCAUUGAGCUUAACAUGAAGAUGGCAUUGGUUGUUUCCACACGAGCCCUUUUAUCAUGCUAUUCUUUUGUCCUUCUCUGCUGCAGUGGUUUGAUUGCCACCUGAACGCAGUGUACCAUUUCUUAGAGCUGAAUAUCAUUGUCCUGAACAGGAUGUUUACUACAGUACAGUAUGUAAGUUAUUGAUGUGCUGAUGUGAACAUGUGGGGCCAAGUGAAAUGAAGAAAAAUGGUUUCAGAUAGAGUAAACGUGUCCUCUUGCAUUUAAACUGAAAAUCACAAUAUAAAUGUUCAAACCAGA